Chinchilla lanigera (long-tailed chinchilla) is the source of this 2197-nucleotide messenger RNA. Its product is annotated as solute carrier family 40 member 1-like. Gene Ontology annotation, biological process: iron ion transmembrane transport. Gene Ontology annotation, cellular component: membrane. Gene Ontology annotation, molecular function: iron ion transmembrane transporter activity. Lineage: Eukaryota; Metazoa; Chordata; Mammalia; Rodentia; Chinchillidae. Bases 394 to 1857 code for a protein of 487 amino acids. The transcript is spliced from 12 exons. The record is from RefSeq and is a predicted model, not a curated record.
CAAUGUUUCCUGAUAAAUUGCACCAUAAAGCUGUUAAGAGAGUGAACUGAAGAAUGCAACUGAUAUACAACUACUCAGAUUUCGUUUCUUCCUGAGUCAUUUUUGAUGAAAAAAGAUUGAAAGUAACCACCAAGCCUGACUGUGGCCUCAUGAAUGGUGGGUAGAUGCACCCGGGUCUGACUGUCUGGACUCAGAAGUGGGCACUUUUUGGAGAAACACUGGCCACCUAUGUCUGUAAGAAGAGCGCACAGCAUUUUCCGCACAAAGCGUGCACGGGAGCAGCACCCGAGUGUGGUUCCGAAGCCUUUUGCUUUGAAAGUCGUCUUUCUCUUUGGCCUCUAGAAGUCCAGUGAGAGAUCUGAACCCUCCUGCUAUCUAUGUUUGCAUGAGGUAAUGUUGGGGGAAUUGAAUGACAUUGAAAAAUCCAGAAAUGAGGAGAAACAGAUUGAAACCACAAGCAGCAGGAGCAUGAAGGGGGAGUCAAGAGCUUUAGGAGCGGCCUUGAACUACCUCAUGAGUCCAAGAUUUUUGAUUUAUGCAAGCUGUGCUUUAUCGAUGUGGGGAGACCGAAUGUGGCACUUUGCUAUGUCUGUGUUUCUGAUAGAAUUAUAUGGACAUAAUCUUCUUCUAACAGCGGUGUUCGGCUUAGUAGUGGCUGGAUCUGUAUUAAUAUUUGGGGUCUUAAUUGGAGAUUGGAUCGACAGGAAACCAAGAAACCAAGUGGCUCACGCGGCGCUGUUCAUCCAGAAUGGCUCUGUCACCGCCUGCUGCGUGGUCCUGAUGCUCGUGUUCUCCUAUAGAAGGGACAUGGACCGAAUGUGGCAUGGCUGGUUCACGGUGGCCUGCUACACAGCGGUCAUCACCCUGGCGGCCGUGGCGAACCUGGCGGGCACAGCGCUGACCAUCACCAUUCAGAGGGACUGGAUUGUGAGCAUCACAGGGGACAACAGAGGCCAGCUGGCUGGGAUGAAUGCAACAGUCCGGCGGCUGGACCAGGUCAUCAAUAUAUUUGCUCCCCUGUCCGUGGGCCAGGUGAUGACAUGGGCAUCUCAUGUGAUCGGUUGUGGUUUCAUUCUUGGAUGGAACUUGGUUUCACUUCUUGUAGAGUUUCUAUUUCUGUCCAGGGUUUAUCAACUAGUUCCCCAAUUGGCUGUAAAAGCCCAGCAGCAAACAGGGGGGCACUUCCUAGAAAGGCAACAGGAGGCUGUGAACAUCCAAGAUGAAAUGGACCCUUGGGAAAACCCUGAUACAUUCAUCAGCAAAACCAGAACUUUGGAAAAACCAAAGGACCAAGAGUUUAACCUUGAAAGAAAACAGACCACAGCCAAAAGGAUUCUUCUUUGCCCUCAAAGCAUGGGGUGGCUGCUCCGCACGUGCCGCGAGGGCUGGGAGAUGUACUGCAGGCAGACCGUGUUCCUGGCCGGGCUGGGCUUGGCCUUCCUCUACAUGACAGUCCUGGGGUUCGACUGCAUCACCACCGGCUACGCCUACACCCAAGGGAUCGGAGGGUCCCUGCUUAGCAUCCUCACGGCCCUUUCAGCUCUGUCGGGCCUGGUGGGAACUAUUCUCUUCACCUGGCUCAGGGGGCGUUAUGGCUUGGUCACCACUGGAGUCGUAUCCAGUUGGCUCCAUGUAGGUUGUCUGAUGCUCUGUGUGUUUUCUGUCUUUGCUCCUGGAAGUCCUUUUGAUAUGGCUGUCUUCUCACGUCCAUCAAACAAGAAUUCUUCAAACCAUAAGUUGCUAAAAAAGGACCAGGAACACAUUUACCCCUUUGAAAGAAACCUGAACCAGCCCAUCCUCCUGGACCGUUCUUCUAUCCACUGGACCAACAGCACCGUUCUGUUUGACAGCCAGUAGGACCCUGAGCAGCCUGAGUCUUACAUCUCCAUCAUCUUGCUCUUCUCGGGUGUGAUUCUCGCAAGAAUCGGCCUCUGGUCCUUUGACCUCACUGUGACCCAGCUUCUCCAAGAGAACAUUCCAGAAGCGGAGCGAGGGGCCGUCAAUGGUGUGCAGUGCUCCCUGAACUACCUCAUGGACCUCAUCCACUUCGUCCUCGUCAUGCUGGCCCCGCGGCCGCAGCAGUUUGGCCUACUGGUCUUCAUUUCCAUACUGUUUGUAACCAUGGGGCACAUGCUGUAUUUUUUUUAUGCAAGAAAAUGUAAGAUUAAAAACACCCAUGUGAUGAGACGAUGAAAAA